This is a messenger RNA of Juglans microcarpa x Juglans regia, 1770 nucleotides long. RefSeq names its product allene oxide synthase 1, chloroplastic-like. Bases 86 to 1660 code for a protein of 524 amino acids. Lineage: Eukaryota; Viridiplantae; Streptophyta; Magnoliopsida; Fagales; Juglandaceae. The transcript has a single exon. Gene Ontology annotation, molecular function: heme binding; oxidoreductase activity, acting on paired donors, with incorporation or reduction of molecular oxygen; iron ion binding. The record is from RefSeq and is a predicted model, not a curated record. Gene Ontology annotation, cellular component: chloroplast thylakoid membrane; chloroplast envelope. Gene Ontology annotation, biological process: sterol metabolic process; jasmonic acid biosynthetic process.
CCGGCUUACAGCAACCCUUACCAACCGUCUUUAAAUUAGUACUAUCUUUUUUUAAUAGCCAAAAGCUUCACCCAGAUCGACGACAAUGGCUUCCACUUCUCUAGCUUUUCCUUCUCUUCAGCCAAAAUUUCAGUCACCCAGAAGAUCUUCGAAGCCCUCCGCGCGUCGAGGUAUCUUCCCUCCGAUCGCUUCCUCAUUGUCGGAAAAUCCAUACGUACAGGUUCCACCGGAGACGAUAGAGUCUCCUGGACCCAAAGAGCUUCCGAUCCUGAAAAUCCCCGGAAGCUAUGGCUUCCCUUUUAUCGGCCCGAUAAAGGAUCGACUCGACUACUUUUAUAACCAAGGUCGUGAGGAAUUCUUUAAGUCACGUGUCCAGAAGUACCGGUCGACGGUGUUCAGAGCCAACAUGCCACCCGGUCCUUUCAUAGCUUCCGACCCUCGCGUCGUCGUUCUGCUAGACGGCAAGAGCUUUCCGGUGCUGUUUGACGUCACGAAGGUAACUAAGAAAAACCUUUUCACUGGAACUUACAUGCCCUCCACCGAACUCACCGGUGGUUACCGGGUUCUCUCCUAUCUCGACCCGUCUGAGACGCGCCACGAUAAGCUCAAGCGCCUCAUGUUCUUCCUCCUCGAGUUCCGUCGCGAUCACGUCAUGCCCGAGUUUCAUUCCAGCUACACGGAGCUCUUCAAUGGCUUCGAGCAGGAACUCGCGACCAAAGGCAAAGCCGCUUUCGGGGAUGCCAGUGACCAAGCGGCAUUUAACUUCCUUUCUCGUGCCCUGUACGGCACGAACCCGGCCGACACCAAGCUCGGAAUUGAUGGUCCGAAGCUGAUCCUGAAAUGGGUCCUGUUCCAGCUUAGUCCUCUGCUCACACUAGGCCUCCCAAAGUAUCUUGAAGAACUCCUCAUCCACACCUUCCCUCUCCCUCCAUUUCUGGUCAAAUCCGAUUACCGGAGGCUCUACGACUUCUUCUACGAGUCUUCCGGGCCCGUGCUUGACGAGGCCGAAAGAUUGGGCAUCUCGAGAGACGAAGCAUGCCAUAAUUUGCUGUUCGCUACGUGCUUUAACACCUUCGGAGGCAUGAAGUUCUUCUUCACCAACAUGAUAAAGUUAAUCGGUAGAACCGGGAGCGAACUACACACCCAGUUGGCGCAAGAGAUCAGAUCAACCAUCAAAUCCAACGGCGGAAGAGUCACUAUGGCCGUCAUGGAACAGAUGCCGCUGAUGAAAUCCGUCGUGUACGAAUCUCUCCGGAUAGAACCGCCGGUGCCGUUACAAUACGGAAGGGCAAAGCGUGACCUCAUCAUCGAGAGCCACGAAGCUGCUUUCCGAGUUAAGGAAGGCGAAAUGAUAUUCGGGUAUCAGCCAUUCGCAACAAAGGAUCCUAAAAUAUUCGACAGACCCGAAGAGUUCGUGCCGGAUAGGUUCGUCGGAGAGGGUGAGAAGUUGCUAAAGCACGUGUUGUGGUCAAACGGACCGGAAACCGAGACGCCGACGGUCGGGAAUAAGCAGUGUGCGGGGAAAGACUUCGUGGUUCUGGUAUCUCGGCUUCUUGUGGUGGAGCUGUUUCGCAGGUACGAUUCGUUCGAGAUCGAGAUUGGGACGUCCGCAUUGGGUGUCUCCGUCAACCUAACGUCUCUCAAAAGAUCAAGCUUUUGAUCAUGGCGAUCUCGAUUAUUUUCUGUAGUGGGAUUCCAAGUAGAUUACUGCAAUCUCAACCAAACUGAAAAAUAAUGUAAGGUGGAAACUGGGUCCCACUCCUUUCCCGA